Molecule: messenger RNA, 1214 nt
Organism: Cicer arietinum (chickpea)
Lineage: Eukaryota; Viridiplantae; Streptophyta; Magnoliopsida; Fabales; Fabaceae
Biological process (GO): double-strand break repair via homologous recombination
Cellular component (GO): Shu complex
Molecular function (GO): single-stranded DNA binding
Source: RefSeq, a predicted model, not a curated record
ACAGUUUCACAAAGACUAGGAAGGAAAGAUAGAGGUAUGUUACUUUUCCGUCAUUAUCACUCACAUUUUUCUGAUGCAACAUCAUCAUCAAAUAAUUAGUUUUGAGAAGAAGAAAAAAAAGCUGUAUUGAUAAAAAAAAAUGUCGAGUUCCGCCGAAAAUCAACAACAACGUGACUUUAACACGACAUCUUGUUAAGGUGAGAGUGAAAGCAAUGAUGGUAGAGAUGUUCUUUUGGAAGGGAAAUAACCUGCUUCAACAAUUUGAAAAUUACUCUAAUCUACUUCUUCUUUCUGGCCCUCCUUCUUCCGGGAAGACUUCACUUCUUUUCCAAUUUGCAUUCAAUAUAGCUGCACAUGACUCCAACUCUACCAACCCAAACGUUCUCUUCAUCUGUAACCGCCACAGGUUGGAUUUCAAACCCCCUUUUCUAUCUCAGGGUAUUGAUCCAUCUUCUAAUGUCUUCCACCGUAUACGAAUCAAGUAUGUUAAUGAUGAAGAAGACAUUAGGAACUACUUUGCUGCCUUCCAUCUGCAUGAUAAAUUGCCUGAUGCAGUUGUUAUCGAUGAUUUUGGAGAUUUAUUUGACAACAGGGUAUGCCAACAACGAUAUUCUAAUCCCCGCGGGCGAGACUUGGCCAUGGUCAAGAGUCUAGCCUUGUGUCACAAUGCUAUUAACUAUGCAAAUCAAAAAGGGUCUUGCAAGCUUCUCUUGUCGGAUACUCAUACUCACCAGGGAGACUCACCAAGGUUUCACUUCAUCUAUAAGAAAUGGAUACCCACCACUUUUACAAUUAAAGAAGGGGAUAUAUCUGGAUCAUUUAUUUUGAAAGGUAGGAGCUAUUCGCGAACUGAUAACACAGCUACUGGUAGUAUGAAAGCUGCAAAGUACUCUAUAGCUCUUCAAUAUCUGGUCUUUGAUGGACUUGUCAAUAAUGAUCAAAUAGAAUAGAAAUUUACCUCGUCAACAAGCAGAACUGAUUGAUACCCAAAACUGAGUCAUAUCAUAUAUUCCCUUGAAACUAACAACUAUACUCAAUCAUAUAAAUAACUUUGGUUUUGCCUGCAUCUUCGGUGAAACCCUACGAAUCUCAGUUGUUUUUAAAUGAAUUUUAAUUUUAUGAUUUAUAUCUUACAUCACAUUUCUCUAGUUUUGAUUCAAAGUUCUAGUUGAUGUGACACCAAGUAAAUAAAAGGUGGCAAUUCUUGUGCUUAA